Messenger RNA from Hevea brasiliensis (rubber tree), 2092 nucleotides. Its product is annotated as organic cation/carnitine transporter 7. Gene Ontology annotation, biological process: transmembrane transport. The record is from RefSeq and is a predicted model, not a curated record. Gene Ontology annotation, molecular function: transmembrane transporter activity. Gene Ontology annotation, cellular component: membrane. Lineage: Eukaryota; Viridiplantae; Streptophyta; Magnoliopsida; Malpighiales; Euphorbiaceae. The transcript is spliced from 6 exons. Bases 215 to 1885 code for a protein of 556 amino acids.
AUUUGCCGCUUGCACUUGUAGCAGGAUCUCAAGGAAAUCAAAAAUAGGAUACGAAACUUUAUGGGAAGGAGAAGGACGUGUCAAAGCCCAUGACCAUGAAGUCUGGAGAAAAAUAAAAAUGAAGAAAAGCCUCAAUAUUUAUAAUCCAGAAUUGGAGAUUUGUUCGUUUUCAUUCCAAAAAAUUUUCAAUAGCAUUUAGCUAAAGAACUGCAAAAUGAACCAACAAGAUCCACCAACCAUCAUUCAAUCGAAAAAUAAAUAUGCUGGUUUCUUUGAUCAUUUGACUUAUCGUUUAUAUAAUUACUUUCAGCCUCAUACGCAACAACAACAGCAACAGGAGGAAGAAGAUAGAUCCGCAUUUAUCAUCCCAGAUAAGAUAGCAGAUGGAAGCCCAAGGUAUACCAUUGAUGAAGGUCUUUUGGCACUGGGUUUUGGAAAAUUCCAACACCUUGUGCUUCUUUAUGCUGGCAUGGGUUGGAUUUCAGAGGCAAUGGAAAUGAUGCUUCUGUCUUUUGUAGGACCAGCAGUUCAGCAUGAAUGGGGUCUUUCUUCUCAGCAAGAAAGCCUAAUAACCAGUGUGGUUUUUAUUGGUAUGCUGGUCGGAGCAUAUUCAUGGGGCUUAGUUUCAGAUAAACAUGGAAGAAGGAAGGGAUUUCUGGUCACAGCAAUAGUUACUUCUGGAUCUGGAUUUCUGAGUUCCUUUGCACCAAACUAUGUUGUAUUGAUUAUAUCCCGAUGCUUGGUUGGCCUUGGUUUGGGAGGUGGUCCUGUACUCUUAGCCUGGUUUCUAGAGUUUAUACCUGCACCAAAGAGAGGCACUUGGAUGGUUAUUUUCCAAGCAUUCUGGACGAUCGGAGCAAUUCUGGAGGCUGCUCUCGCUUGGAUUAUCAUGCCGAGAUUGGGAUGGAGGUGGUUACUUGCGUUGUCUGCUUUGCCUUCAUUGCUUCUCUUUAUAUUUUAUAGUCUGACACCUGAGUCACCAAGGUAUUUAUGCUUGAAAGGUAGAAAAAAUGAUGCCCUUAGGAUUUUAGAGAAAAUAAGCAAACUAAAUGGAAAAGAAUUGCCCCCUGGUGUUCUUGUUACUGACCAUGAAAUUGAGCUACAAGAGAGGAGACUCCCACCAGGGGAUGGACAUAGAGAUGAUGAUGAUGUUAUUAUCCCUCCUCCUCCUCCUAGGUGGAAGGACUCUGACUUGGGGGCCUUCAGAUCUCUGUUAAUGCUUCUGUCACCAAAAUUAAUUAGGUCAACCUUGCUCUUAUGGGUUGUAUUUUUUGGGAAUGCAUUUUCAUACUAUGGCCUCGUGUUGCUGACCACUGAGUUGAACAAUGGGAACAAUAAAUGCAAUCCAAAUGAAAUGCAGUCACAAAAGUCCGGGAGUGUUAACUACAAAGAUGUUUUCAUCACUAGUUUUGCAGAGCUUCCGGGGCUCAUCUUGUCAGCUCUCACAGUUGAUAGAUUUGGCCGUAAACUUUCAAUGGUGGUUAUGUUCUUCAUCUGUUGCAUAUUCCUGCUACCACUGGUGGUCCACCAGUCUGGAGCUCUGACAACAGUCCUUCUCUUUGGAGCUCGAAUAUGUAUCACAGAAACCUUCACAGUUGUCUAUAUUUAUGCACCAGAGAUAUACCCAACUUCAGUGAGGACAACAGGCGUUGGAGCUGCAAGCUCAAUGGGAAGAAUUGGUGGAAUGCUCUGCCCUCUUGUGGCAGUAAGCUUGGUGCAAGGUUGCCAUCAAGCUGCAGCAGUUCUUCUUUUUGUGGGUGUAGUUUUUUUAUCAGGGAUCUGUGUCUCCUUCUUUCCUCUUGAAACCAAGGGCCGUGAGCUGACCGAUAGUGUAUCCAGUACAAAACUUGAAAAACCGAAGGCCAUGACACUAGAAGAGCCAUGAAGUGUUCAAUAAUAUAUCCAGUGCAUAGAAUGUUGUGUUAGGUUGAAUUGACCAUGCUAAAAGGAAUUGCCCCUAUACUUUAUACGUGCAAACCCAAAGAAGUUUGUGUAUUUAUGUGAAUGCUAAUUUUUGAGAUCUGCAAUUUCCAUGUAUAAUUUUUUUUUUUUCUUUUCAUGGAAUAUAGUCAAUAACAAUUAUUUGUUUCCA